AUGCUCAACGAAACGAUUUUCGGUCGUCAAGUCGCAGACGUGCGCGAGCACGGUCUGUUUGGGCGACCAUUCUGGCUCAACGCCCUCUAUGCUUUUCUGCUAUACUCGGCUUUCCUGGGCUACAAGUCUUAUUUCCUGCACAAGACGAGCCGUAUCCCGGGACCAUGGCAUCUGCAUUGGACGAUGCUGCCAGCGCUGUUCUACUAUGUUCGUGGCACACAGUGGCGAUAUGUCGACAAGCUCCACGAAAAGUACGGACCGCUCUUCCGUCUCGGUAGUCGACAGAUCUACGUUUCGGACAAGGAUGCGAUUCGACAACUGCUUGCAAAGGAGAAUCUCCCAAAAGUGAAUUGGUACGCUUCCUUGUCUCGCGACCCGAAGACGGCUGGCAUGUUCACUACGGUCAACAAGGAGUACCACCGUUCACGACGUCGUCUGAUGAGCCCGGCAUUUGCGGUCGAAUUUACCCGCCAGCUCGAGCCGUUCCUGGUGGAUGCUACCACGAAAUUAUUUGAGGGUUACCACCAGCGCGUUCAGAAAGCAUCCGACCCGUUCAAGCCGCUGCUCUUCAAUGUGUACGAGGAUCUGGCGUGCCUCGCCAUGGACAUCUUGGGUGAAACCGCUUUUGGAGUGAGCUUCAACCUGGUCGCUUGUCGAGACGACCCAGGCGCCGACCGCAAGUUCGCAGAUAUCAACAAGCUGUUGGCAAAGUAUCUUCACGAUGGCGGCAUUCGGUUUUUCUGCCGACCGUUUGACAAGUACAUGAAGCGCGAUCUGAACGUGUACAAGCUCACCAACCCUUUGGUAGACGCGCGAUUCGCCGAGACCGAAGCACGACGUGCGGCUGCUGGUGAUGCAGCCGAGCAGGUCGAGACUCGAGAGGACAUCCUGCAAUACCUCGUUGAUGCGAGCUUGGAGAUGCAAAAAGGUCAGAAGGAGAAGCUUACUCGAACCCAUGUUCGCGAUCAGUGUGUCGAGCUGCUUAUCGCUGGUGGAGAGACAACAUCCAACACAAUCACGUACAUCCUCAAGGCUCUUCUCGAGAACCCGGCCAAGCUUGCAAAACUGUACGAGACGAUCGAGCCCGAGCCGCUUGACGACGCUGUUCCGGGCUUUACCCAGCUUCCUGAAACGCCUUACUUGGACGCCUGCAUUCAAGAAGGAAUGCGUAUGUAUCCCGUCACCUCUGAGCUGGGCCGUCGCACGGGCAAAGAGCCGACCGUGGUGCUGGGACAUGUUAUCCCGCCUCGUACUGCGAUUUCGGCCUCUCUUCGAGCACUGCACUACUCUCCCAAGUACUGGGCUUCCCCCAACAGGUAUUGGCCGGAACGCUUCCUGCCUGCGGACUCGAUCCACUCGGCCUCAGAUCCAGCUCCUGCUGCCGACAUGGAAGCCUUUAUGCCUUUCGGUUGCGGUCCACGAAACUGCAUCGGCUCCAAGUUCGCCUGGCACGAGAUGCGCAUGGUGCUACACACGUUGUUGGCACGAUACACAAUUUCAGCGGUCGAAGCGACGGACAAGGUCGACUUUCGACAGUUUGUCACUUUCCAAUUGGCCAAACCGGAGUAUCGUAUUGCUGUGACACCCAGAAUGGCACUCAAGGCAUGA
Mycosarcoma maydis (corn smut) is the source of this 1608-nucleotide messenger RNA. RefSeq names its product Cytochrome P450 monooxygenase involved in Ustilagic Acid production. The transcript has 2 exons. Gene Ontology annotation, molecular function: oxidoreductase activity, acting on paired donors, with incorporation or reduction of molecular oxygen; iron ion binding; monooxygenase activity. The record is from RefSeq and is a predicted model, not a curated record. Bases 1 to 1608 code for a protein of 535 amino acids. Lineage: Eukaryota; Fungi; Basidiomycota; Ustilaginomycetes; Ustilaginales.